Striga hermonthica is the source of this 600-nucleotide messenger RNA. NCBI's taxonomy places the organism in Eukaryota, Viridiplantae, Streptophyta, Magnoliopsida, Lamiales, Orobanchaceae. The record is from the annotation of a GenBank genome assembly.
AUGCAUUUUGCUGCAGUAGCUUAUGUUGGGGAGAGUACACUUGAUCCUCUCAAAUAUUAUCACAAUAUCACUUCAAACACUCUUGUCGUGCUGGAAGCUAUGGCAGCACAUGGGGUGAAAACUUUAAUUUAUUCAAGCACGUGCGCAACUUACGGUGAACCAGAAAAGAUGCCCAUUACAGAAGAAACUCCACAGCUUCCCAUAAAUCCGUACGGAAAGGCUAAGAAAAUGGCAGAGGAUAUAAUUCUUGAUUUUCACAAAAAUUCUGAUAUGGCUGUCAUGAUUUUAAGAUACUUCAAUGUGAUUGGUUCUGAUCCAGAGGGAAGGCUCGGUGAAGCCCCUCGACCCGAACUACGUGAACAUGGACGAAUAUCAGGCGCUUGCUUUGAUGCUGCUCGUGGGAUUAUCCCGGGCCUCAAGGUUAGAGGAACGGAUUACAAGACUAAAGAUGGCACGUGCAUACGAGAUUACAUCGACGUUACUGAUCUGGUCGAUGCUCACGUGAAAGCUCUGGAGAAAGCAAAACCAGGGAAAAUUGGGAUAUAUAACGUUGGUACAGGAAAAGGAAGAUCUGUGCAAGAGUUUGUGGAGGCCUGCUGA